AUGUCUUUGAAUAUCACAAAUAAGAGAAAAAUCAUUCAUCAUUGUACAUCUUCUUCCUCAGAAACAUCAGAGACAUCAGAAUCAUCAGAAUCAUCACGACCAUCGGAUCUCUCAGGUUUGUCCUCUAAACCUUUGGUAAAGAGACAUAAACCCUCAUCUGCUUCGAUCUACCCUUCUCCUGAAACUUCGUCUCCUUCAUCCCCAAAUUUGGCUAGAAUUAUUAACCCACUAAAUUUGAAUCUAUCUUAUUUACCUUCUAAUCACUCAAACUUGAAACAUCUGAAAUCCUGUUCAAGGUGUAGGAAACACAAGACUAAAUGUAAUUAUAUUGACGUGGCCCCUUAUUCUUGUUCCUCAUGUGCUAAGAGAGGGUUAGUCUGCGAAUUGGAAGUUGUUGUUCCAGUUAAACGAUCAAAUAUUAUUAAAAACCUCUCUAAUGAUAUAGAGAAUUUGAAGAAAUUGGUUAAUGAUUUAAUUGAGAAAGACCUCUAUCUGAAAUCGUUAUGUAGAGAAAAAGGUAUUAAAGUUCCAGGACUUAUCAAUAAUAUAGAUUCUUGUUCAAGGGAUUACUCCUGUACAAUGGGAACAACAAUUUCUCAAAACACAAAUCAAAAUAAUCAUAAUGGUCAUUGUCAUGAAAACAGAUGUGGAUUUGGAAAUGUACAGCAAGAUAUAGGAAGAGAAGAGGCAGAAGAACAAGAGGAAGAGGAGGAAGCAGAUGACGAUGAUGACGACGAUGAUGACGACGAUGACGAUGACGAUGAAGAAGAAGAAGAGGAAGAAGAAGAAGAAGAAGGUAAUGCAAGAGAAUCAGAUAAGAAAUCAGAAAAAACAAAAAUGAGAGACAACUCACAUAUAAACGUAGAAAAUUAUAAUAGUCAGCAGCUGAGAAAAAUCAAGACUAAGAAGACCCAACUAAUUCCUACUAACGAAACAAUUACAAACAACUUAAUGAACGAUACAAUUAUUACGAGUUUAAUGAAUGAAACAAUUACAACCAGUCUAAUGAAUGAAACAAACACUACAAGUCUAAUGAAUGAAACGAACCCAACGAGUUUAAUGAACUACCCCAAAAACAACACUCCUCUUCAACUCCAAUCGAGUCAUAAUUUUACUUUGAAUAAAUGUCAACAAUCAAUUGGUAAUAUAAUCACCCCAGAAUUAACAGACGCAGAAUUGGAUGAAAAAUUAUUUGAUAAUCCAAACAUAAAACUCUAUAGCUUGAAUGAUAUCUGUUGUUUCUCAUACUUAGAAAUCAACCAAUUUAUUGAUAAUUUCAAUGCAAACUAUUUACCCUUCUUACCAAUUUUUUCUGAAAUUAAAGACAUAGACCAUCUAUUCAAUACAAAUAAGUUGUUAUUUUGGACAAUUGUAUUUAUCAUUACGGGAAAUAUCGAUAUCUAUAAUCGAUAUAUCAUUAAAGAAAUCUUGUCAUUCACAGAUUUGUCCACUACUCCAACUACCGCCAUUUCUUCUUCCGUGGGAAAAGACACUCUCGAUUCAGUUACUCCAAUUUUACUACUAUGCUGUUUCAUCACCAAGAUGAAUUCUACCAAAUAUGAUAUAAAGGAUGAAUUGGACACCUCAAUUUUUCAAUGGUUGAAAGUUUGUAAGGAUAGCCUCCAGAAAAAUCAACUCGUCAAUGAAAAGUCAUCACAAUACGAGAAAAAUGUUUGGUCUUCCAUAUUUAUAUUGGGUAACUUCUAUUCCUUCAGAUUGGGUCUAAAAUGGAGCCAACAAAUAGACCUUGUCCUUGAAGAUCAAAAGGAACAGUCCAAUUAUAUAGGCCAGAUGCUAAAUGUCACAAUAUUGUUUUCCAAAUUGAUGGACACCUUUUUAUUCAACAAUGACCCACACUCGGUGAAUAGUAAUGACCUAUUGUUGUUGAAAUCAUUAUCGAACUGGAAAUUUAAAUUGAACACUAUGAAGUCAAAUUUGUCCUCUCUUAGUGGCUCUUCUCUAGCUCCUUCAUUGUAUUCAACCAUCUUAUCCUCCUUCAAUUUCUUGAGUUUAAUAUUUAUCCUCUUUGAACCCCAAAAUGAGAAUUUACUCAAUCACCAAAUCACUGAUAUAAUCCGAAUUUCAAAUGAUUUCUACGAUAGUAUCAAAUAUCUAGAUUUGUUCAAAUGUCCAAUUCACUUGAAGAUUUCUCUGGAAUGUUUUUGUCUUGUGCUGUCAAAGUUAUGUUACUCUCCUCUAUUCUUAUCUAACAGUUCAAUAGAUCCAUUGGAUAUAACUCCAGUCUAUACUAAUUUAUUCAACAGAUUGAUUUCCUUUGUCGAAUUCAAUGAUACAAAGUUUAUUUUCAAUCUAUUAAUGGAUUUUGAUUCAAACGUUAAAGUUGAUUUCUUCUUGAUUGACGUAUUUGAUAUGUCAAGUUUUAAAUCAAAAUUAUUACCUGGGUUAAUAUCGGAUUUUAAGAAAUUCAACCAAAAAUUUAGAUCUAUCGAUUCCAAUUCAAACCGCCUCAGUGAGACCAUAUCAAAGUUCAACUCCUAUAAUUUGAACUUUGAUAGAUACAAUGAGAACUUUAGCAUUUUCAGAAAUAAAGUUGAUCUAGUUAUACUUUAUUCGAACGAAAUAUUGAAGUUGCCAAGUGCAGAGAAUGAUGUCAAGAACCCUUCAAUCUCUUCAAUUGAUUCCUCUUCCUCUUCCCUUGGCUCAUCUCCUUCCUUGUUUGAAAACAAUGGCUUUAUUAAUCCUUCAGUUCACCUACAAAGCCCUCAAUCGAUCAAGAAAGAUAUUCAAGUCCAGCUAUCUUCUCAAUCUGACGACAUGGAUUUACUACAGUCCUUGAGCUGGAAUUGA
Messenger RNA from Pichia kudriavzevii, 2808 nucleotides. RefSeq lists its product as uncharacterized. Gene Ontology annotation, molecular function: DNA-binding transcription factor activity, RNA polymerase II-specific; zinc ion binding. The transcript has a single exon. NCBI's taxonomy places the organism in Eukaryota, Fungi, Ascomycota, Pichiomycetes, Pichiales, Pichiaceae. Bases 1 to 2808 code for a protein of 935 amino acids. Gene Ontology annotation, biological process: regulation of DNA-templated transcription. The record is from RefSeq and is a predicted model, not a curated record.